AUUGAUUACGGCCAAAGAAAAGGAUAAAAAAGGAAAACUCAAACCACUUAUUCAAAUUUCAAAGCCGUCCCUGACCGAGACGCUUCGAUAUCUUCUUGCUUUUAUUUUGCUGCCAAAGAUAGUCUGCGUUGUCUUUUAUUGAAGAGAAGAUUGGGGUUUUCCUCUUUCAUUUAAAGAGAAGAAACCGGAAAUUCAUAGAGCUUUUCUCCACGAAAAAGAAUCAUUUUUUUUGUUUGGGUUUGUUUUUUACUUGUCCCCAGAAAACAAAAGGAAUUAAAUUGACUGCGAAGAAGAAGAAAACCAGACGACUUCGCUGACAGGGAGAGGAGAGCUAUGGAUAUGAUGCUUUAUCAGCUCGGAAGGAACUCCUAUCAGGAGUCCUUGAAAGUUCUUGAGGCGGAUAUCCAGCUCGCUAAUGCUCUGGCGGCUGCAAUUCCAAGACAAAAAGGAGGGUCAUGCCUUCAAAUGGAACUGGUUUACAAUCAGUUAGCAGCACCUGUUUUUCUUUUUUUCCUGCGGUGGAUUGAUUGUUCAUUCUCUUUUCUGCUUCUCAAGUACCUAAAUCCUGUUUACAUCCUCAUCUACAAGGUGGAUGCCGAAGGAAGUUUAAAACUGUCCCGACAUGGAAGGAAGGCAACUAUUAGUGAUUUUUACGCUGUUAUAUUGCCGUCACUCCGUCGACUCCAUUUUGACUUGGUGGAACAUAGGAGGAACGCGAAGGAUGACAACCACUUGCGGGAAAGCAAGGGGAAGAAAAGAUUGAGAGGGGAUUCAAAAUUUGCUGACUUUGAUAAGGAUAGAGAGGCUGAGUGUGGGAUUUGCUUAGAAACUUGCACCAAAAUGGUUUUGCCCAACUGUUGCCAUUCUUUGUGCAUGAAUUGCUACAAGGACUGGAAUACGAGAUCGGAGUCUUGCCCGUUCUGUCGGGGCAGCUUGAAGAGAGUAAAAUCUAGAGACUUGUGGGUCCUCACCUCCAACGAUGAUGUGGUCGACCCUGAUGCCGUGUCCAAAGAGGAUUUGCUGCGCUUCUACCUCUACAUCAAAAGCCUUCCUAAGGAUUACCCAGAUGCUCUAUUCGUAAUGUAUUCUGAAUAUUUAAUAUGAUGAUUGAUUGACUUUAGCUACUAAAGUGAAAUGAGAAGGGGGGCUGUCUUUAUAGAUAGAAAUUGGACAGCCCUUUCUCAAUGUAAAUUGAAUCUAGUAAGUGAAAAGCCCCCCCCCCCUGCUCCGCUUAAAGUUCACACAGAAAUGACCCACCAUAUUAUUGUCUGUAUGGUGACAUCUGAUGUGUAGUGAAUCAUUGUAAAUGAUAUGAGAAUUUCAUUCUGAAACUUGC
This is a messenger RNA of Cuscuta epithymum, 1336 nucleotides long. Lineage: Eukaryota; Viridiplantae; Streptophyta; Magnoliopsida; Solanales; Convolvulaceae. The record is from the annotation of a GenBank genome assembly.